AUGAAUAACGAUAACAUACUCGCAAACAGACCUGAUAAUAAACCAUGGAUAAUUAAAAAACUUGAAGACUGCAACCCAUCGUUAGUAUUGGAAAAUAAAGCAAGUGUUGCGAGAGACCAUUUAGCCAACGAAAGAACCUUCCUCGCAUGGCUUAGGACGUCUCUUUCGUUCAUAAGCAUUGGAAUAGCAAUCACACAAUUAUUUAGAUUAACAGGAGGUACACCCGAUUCACAUAGCGAUGAUAAAGUUGGUAAAGGACUAGGAAUAGCUUUUAUAGUUCUUGGAAUUAUUUUUCUUGCAUUUGGUCUCUUUAGAUAUUUUAAUUCCCAACAACUUAUGACGAAAGGUCAUUUCCCUGCUAGUAGAGGUAGUGUUGUAUUGGGAUCUUUAUUAACGAUUGUAAUAUUGGCUGGAUGUUUCGUAGUUAUACUAGUUAUAGAUAGGUGA
Dentiscutata erythropus is the source of this 447-nucleotide messenger RNA. NCBI's taxonomy places the organism in Eukaryota, Fungi, Glomeromycota, Glomeromycetes, Diversisporales, Gigasporaceae. The record is from the annotation of a GenBank genome assembly.